Molecule: messenger RNA, 3657 nt
Organism: Ostreococcus tauri
Lineage: Eukaryota; Viridiplantae; Chlorophyta; Mamiellophyceae; Mamiellales; Bathycoccaceae
Product: SNF2-related
Exons: 1
Coding region: 1-3657 (1218 amino acids)
Biological process (GO): positive regulation of transcription by RNA polymerase II
Cellular component (GO): nucleus
Molecular function (GO): ATP-dependent chromatin remodeler activity; ATP binding; DNA binding
Source: RefSeq, a predicted model, not a curated record
AUGGCGCUCGACGCCGCGCGUGCGUCCGACGCCGGCGACGCCCCCACGCACAGCGGUAGAGGCGAUGGCGCGAGCGAGAGCGACCGCUCCGACGCUCGCCUGCGCCACGGGAAGAUCGGCGACCGAGACGUGUCGUUCGUCCUCCAGAGCUCUUUCGCGGGAAAUCAGCUCGAUCGACUGAAGGAACAGAUCGCCAUGCUGCGAAAGCUUCGCGCGGGUGAGCGGUUCAUCGCGCCAGGAUACGGAGGACGAGGGACGACGCGCGCGCGGAAGGAGCGGCUAUUCGGUCCUCUGGACGUCGGGGUGGGAUACGGAUUGAACGUCGACGCGAAGACCUACUUCACGAACGCGGAGUGGAUGUACGCGUACAGGGAGCUGCCGUUAUUCGGACAGCUGGCGGACGUGCGAUCGACGGACGCGGCGAAGGCAAAGUUUGCGCGAAAGCGGGACGGAGAUGAAAGCGCCGAGCUGACGCUGGGAGACGUGAACCGCGUCGUGACGCGACCGGUGGAUAGUUUAGAGCGCGAAGCUAAUCGAGUUUUGGAGCGGGCGCGAUUGCGUGAGCUGGAGACGCUGCGGCGGCGCCUCGAUCAAGUCAAUAACCUUGCCAACAUGCGGGCUGAACACAGAGCGCAGCAAAAGCUACAAUUGGAAAUCCGCAUCAAGCAGCUCGAGCUCGUGCACGUGCAACAAAGGGUACGCAAUGAGCUCAUUUUAGCGCAGCAUGCCAUAAUGCACAUGCCAGAGCGUGCGUAUAAAAAGAUGGUGAAAGACGACAUCAAGGUUCUCGCAGAGAAGAAGAAGCAGGCUGAGAAGAAGGAGAAGGCAGAGCUGACAGACUUCUUGCGCAAUCUGAUUGCGAUGCGAAAACGCAUGAGUCAAGAAUCGAGCACUACGCGUGACGAGCGCAUCUCGAGGAACAGAGCAGUCGUGAAAAUACACGAAAAGUUGAACAGAGAAUUCAUGCGCAAGGCGCGCGAUGAGAACUCUGAGCGUCUCUUGCGUUUAGAAGCGCUGAAGGCGAAUGAUCUGAACGCUUACAGAGAAUUACUCGCAGAAGCGAGAGGGCGUGAGACAGACAUGGCGGCCGGGGGUGAGGGUGACAAAUAUGAGGCGUUGACGCAGUUUUUGAACGCCACAGAAACAUAUUUGACCAAGUUGGGUGGGAAAAUUGCGGCUGUUAAGAUCGAACAAGCUCGUUCAGAAGCCGCGGCGGCGGCCGUGUCUGAAGCCGAGUUGAAGGGCAUGAACGAAGACGAACUCAAGAUCAUCGCGGAGGAAGCGGCGAACAACGCAGCUUUAGAAAACGGCGAGGCAAUUCUGGAUGGUGCUGUUGCCGGAGGGGACACGAAGGAGCGAUACUACGCCAUGGCACACAGCACGCAAGAGAUCAUCACGCAUCAGCCGCGAAUGCUAACUUUUGGACAACUUCGCGAUUAUCAGUUGGUCUCGUUGCAGUGGAUGAUCUCGCUUUACAAUAACAAGCUCAACGGUAUUCUAGCAGAUGAGAUGGGUCUUGGUAAGACGGUGCAAGUGUGUGCGUUGAUUGCGUAUUUGUUUGAAAGCAAGCAAAACUACGGUCCACACCUGAUCAUCGUACCGAACGCCGUCGUCGUGAACUGGAAAGCGGAAAUCAAGAGAUGGUUACCCAAGCUGACUUCCGUUUUCUACGUCGGCACAAAAGAUGCGCGCGCCAAAAUUUUUCAGCAACAAGUCUCACAACUGAAGUUCAACGUACUGGUUACCUCGUACGAGUUCAUCAUGCGAGAUCGAUCCAAACUUAGUAAAGUUGCGUGGAAGUACAUCAUUAUUGACGAAGCUCAGCGGUUAAAAGAUCGAGAAGGACGUUUGAGCCGAGAUUUAGAUAAAUUUAGGUCGCAACGCCGACUGCUCCUCACUGGUACGCCAUUGCAAAACGAUCUCUCAGAGCUGUGGUCCUUACUUAACUUACUGUUACCGGAAGUGUUCGACUCGUCCAAGGUGUUCCAAGAGUGGUUCGGGACGCAAAAGGGCGGCAGUGAUGGUGUCGAUGAUGUAGAUUGGAUCGAAAGAGAAAAGAAGGUCAUCGUUAUCAGUCGACUGCAUCAAAUUCUCGAGCCGUUCAUGCUCAGAAGACUUGUACAGGACGUGGAGAGCAAGCUCCCUCCGCGUAUCACGGUGGUGGUUCACUGUCCGUUCAGUGCUUUCCAGUCGGUCUGCUACGAUUGGAUCCGUCAAACUGCCACCGUGCGCGUUGAGCCUGGUACUCGACUUGGUUUGGCUGCACAACAAAAUUUCCACGGUUACUUGCCCAUCCACAAUAGGGCGAUGGAGCUGCGUAAGCUGUGCAACCAUCCCGCAUUGAACUAUCCACCAGAGAAAGGUGGUGAUUUUCGCGGUCCAGAUCUCGUGCGUGCGUGUGGUAAGCUCUGGAUAUUGGAUAGGAUACUCGUCAAACUUCAGCACUCUGGGCAUCGCGUCUUGUUGUUCUCAACGAUGACAAAACUCCUCGAUCUGCUGGAAAACUACCUGAAGUGGAGGUGGACGACCCCAGACGGCGCGGAUUUGAAGUAUUGUCGCAUCGAUGGUACGACUUCGUUGGAACAACGCGAAGUCGCCAUCAAUGAAUUCAACGCACAACACAGUGAUAAGUUUAUUUUUUUGCUCUCCAUCAGAGCUGCUGGUCGCGGUCUCAACCUUCAGACCGCAGACACAGUCGUGGUUUAUGAUCCCGAUCCAAACCCCAAGAACGAAGAGCAGGCGAUUGCGCGCGCGCACCGCAUUGGUCAGAAGCGAGAAGUUCGCGUUAUCCACUUUGAAGCGGUCGAUGACGCGCCCAAUGAGACGCAGUCGCCAAAAGAUGCUCCCGCGGGGUGGGGAGGGCCAAACAGAAGCUACUGCGAAUCGCUCGAGUCAUCCGUUAGAAACGUCAUUCAAAAGCAGAAGAACGAAAUGGCUGCUGAGAUCGUCGAUGCCGGUCGAUUUGAUGGCCAAACAACGCACGCUGAGCGGCGUGAGACGCUCGAAAACCUCCUUCAGGUGCAAGCGAAUGGCAAACGAGGCGACGUAAAUGUUCCUCCCCUCCACGAAUUAAACGGUAGAAUCGCUCGGUCUAAGGAGGAAUGGGAUUUGUUCAAUCGUUUAGACCAAGAGCUUGCGUGGCCGGGUGAGCUCAUGAGUUCUAACGAAUGUCCGCCAUGGAUCAGAUACACGCAGGAGGAACUCGACAAAGCGGUGUUCGCAACGAGCAAGGCGGCGCAGUCGAUCAUUCCAGAAGUUGACGAUACGCUGGGUCGAGGUCAGCGCUCUGUGAGCAAGCUGAACGCACUUGAUACUUCUGCUGUGAGUCAGUCCGCUCCCAUUCGUUCGGCGGAUGACUUCAUCGAUCGCACAGGAAUUGUAUAUCAAGAAGAGCAAAGUGAAGAUGAAUCCGAUGAAGAAGUCGUCGGGAACGAUGAUGCGGCGGGGGAGGACAUUGGCGACAUCGACAUCGACAAAAUCGAAGAAAACGACGAAGACGACGAGGAUGAAACGGCCACGAUAAACACGAUGGCCACAGGAGACACCGGGGAAGAUAGCGAAGAGGCGAUGAUGACAAAACCGGUCAACCUGAAAUUCACGAUGAAGCGCGUUGUGAGUGAGCCGGAAGAACUUAGUAAAAGACCGCGACUCGAUUAG